AUGCCAUCACCACUGGCCCUGGCUCGCGAUUUUGACGUUCCUGCCGCACGUGACCCGACGCGCCAGGCUCCUGCCCAGUCAGGGCGCUGCUUUCUCCAAACGCCCCGCCUUCCACCACCGCCCCGCUUUGGCGUCACGUUCUCGCGAACCUUGGCUUGAUCUCGGCGUCUUCAGAGGACGAGGAGGCUCGACGAACAAGCUUUCUCUUCUUCUCCUCUCUCACUCUCUCUCUCUCUCGUGCGCGUCGGGUCCGCCUGUUUUGUUUUUGGUUCUCGUCCCCGCCUUACCCCGAAGGCGACGGAGGGAGAGACCUGAGGAAGGCGAGCCCGGGCGGCGGGGAAAGCCGCGAAAGGCGAGGCGGCGCCGGGAGACGCGGAUAGAAAAGUAUUGCCAAAAUGUCUGACAGCGAAGAAAGCAACUUCUCUGAAGAUGAGAGCGAACACAGCAGUGAGGCAGAAGAGGUAGAGGAGAAUGAGGCAGAAGAAGAGCGGGCCAGUGUUGUAGGCAGUGAGAAAGAAGAAGUGGAGGAAGAAGAGGAGGAGGAGGAAGAGGAGGAAGAAUAUGAUGAAGAGGAAGAAGAGGAUGACGACGACCGGCCUGCAAAGAAACCCAGACAUGGAGGAUUUAUUUUGGAUGAAGCUGAUGUGGAUGAUGAGUAUGAAGAUGAAGAUCAAUGGGAGGAUGGCGCAGAGGACAUCCUGGAGAAAGAAGAAAUUGAAGCAUCCAACAUUGACAACGUGGUUCUGGAUGAGGAUCGCUCUGGGGCACGGAGACUGCAAAACCUGUGGAGGGACCAACGGGAGGAAGAGCUAGGAGAAUACUACAUGAAGAAAUAUGCCAAGUCCUCGGUGGGCGAGACGGUGUAUGGUGGCUCUGAUGAGCUUUCUGAUGACAUCACACAGCAGCAGUUACUGCCCGGAGUCAAGGAUCCCAACCUCUGGACUGUGAAAUGUAAGAUUGGAGAGGAGCGGGCCACAGCCAUUGCCCUGAUGAGGAAGUUCAUUGCCUACCAGUUCACUGAUACACCCUUGCAGAUCAAGUCGGUGGUUGCCCCUGAGCACGUGAAAGGCUACAUCUACGUGGAGGCCUACAAGCAGACCCACGUGAAGCAGGCCAUUGAGGGGGUGGGCAACCUCCGGAUGGGCUACUGGAACCAGCAGAUGGUGCCCAUCAAGGAGAUGACGGAUGUGCUAAAGGUGGUGAAGGAGGUGACCAACCUGAAGCCAAAGUCGUGGGUCCAGCUCAAGAGGGGUAUCUAUAAGGACGACAUUGCACAGGUGGAUUAUGUGGAGCCCAGUCAGAAUCAGAUAUCACUGAAGAUGAUUCCACGUCUUGAUUUUGAACGCAUCAAAUCCCGCACGAGUCUGAAAGACUGGAUUACUAAUCGGAAGAAGUUCAAGCGUCCCCCGCAGCAUCUCUUUGACGCAGAGAAUAUCCGGUCUUUGGGUGGCGAUGUGGCCUCCGACGGGGAUUUCCUCAUCUUUGAAGGGAAUCGUUACAGCCGGAAAGGUUUCCUCUUCAAGAGCUUUUCUAUGUCUGCUGUGAUCACAGAAGGAGUGAAGCCCACUCUGUCUGAGCUGGAGAAAUUCGAGGACCAACCGGAAGGCAUUGACCUGGAGGUGGUGACAGAAAGCACGGGGAAAGAACGGGAGCACAACUUCCAGCCUGGAGACAACGUGGAGGUGUGUGAGGGGGAGCUGAUCAACCUGCAAGGCAAGAUCCUGAGUGUGGAUGGUAUCAAGAUCACCAUCAUGCCAAAGCAUGAAGACCUCAAGGACAUGUUAGAGUUCCCAGCCCAAGAAUUGCGCAAAUACUUCAAAAUGGGGGACCAUGUGAAGGUGAUUGCUGGGCGCUUUGAGGGCGACACGGGGCUGAUUGUCCGUGUGGAGGAAAACUUUGUGAUCCUCUUCUCUGACCUCACAAUGCAUGAGCUCAAAGUCCUCCCCCGGGACCUCCAGCUCUGCUCGGAGACAGCCUCUGGCGUGGAUGCAGGUGGCCAGCAUGAAUGGGGGGAGCUGGUGCAGCUGGACCACCAGACUGUUGGGGUCAUCGUCCGUCUGGAGCGGGAGACCUUUCAGGUCCUCAACAUGUUUGGCAAAGUGGUGACGGUCAGGCACCAGGCUGUGAACCGGAAGAAGGACAACCGAUUUGCGGUGGCCCUGGACUCGGAGCAGAAUAACAUCCACGUCAAGGACAUUGUCAAAGUCAUUGAUGGGCCACACUCGGGCCGUGAGGGAGAGAUCCGCCACCUCUUCAGGGGCUUUGUUUUCCUGCAUUGCAAGAAGCUGGUGGAAAAUGGUGGCAUGUUUGUAUGCAGGAUGCGUCAUUUGGUUCUGGCUGGAGGCUCAAAGCCCCGGGACGUCACAAACUUCACCAUUGGCGGCUUUCAGCCCAUGAGUCCUCGUAUCAACAGCCCCAUGCAUCCCAGUGCUGGAGGGCAGCGUGGCGGCUUUGGAGGAGGUGGGAUGAGCCGAGGCCGCGGGCGCAGAGAUAACGACCUUAUUGGGCAGACGGUGCGGAUUUCCCAAGGGCCCUACAAAGGCUACAUUGGUGUGGUCAAGGAUGCCACGGAAUCCACUGCCCGUGUGGAGCUGCACUCCACCUGCCAGACCAUCUCUGUGGACAGACAGCGUCUCACCACGGUUGGCUCAGGGAGACCAGGCGGCAUGAACUCCAAUUACGGGCGGACCCCAAUGUAUGGCUCUCAGACUCCAAUGUAUGGCUCGGGGUCCCGCACUCCCAUGUAUGCAUGUCAGACUCCACUGCCCGAUGGCAACAGGACUCCUCACUGUGGCUCUCAAACACCCUUGCAUGAUGGCAGUCGGACGCCUGCCCAGAGUGGGGCUUGGGACCCCAACAACCCCAAUACUCCCUCCAGGGCGGAUGAAGAGUUCGACUAUGGUUUUCAUGAUGAGCCCACCCCUUCUCCACAAGGCUACGGAGGAACUCCCAACCCACAGACUCCUGGCUACCCUGAUCCUUCUUCCCCGCAGGUUAACCCACCGUACAACCCUCAGACGCCUGGCACCCCGGCCAUGUAUAACACAGACCAGUUUUCUCCAUACGCUGUUCCAUCCCCUCAGGGCUCCUACCAGCCGAGUCCAAGCCCACAGAGUUUCCAUCAAGUGGCGCCUAGCCCUGUAGACUACCAGAAUACCCACUCGCCAGCCAGUUACCACCCGACACCAUCCCCAAUGGCUUACCAGGCUAGCCCCAGCCCUAGCCCCGUGGGCUACAGCCCCAUGACUCCAGGGGCUCCCUCUCCAGGCGGUUAUAACCCUCACACCCCUGGGUCUGGGAUUGAGCAGAGCUCCAGCGACUGGGUCACCACUGACAUCCAGGUCAAAGUACGUGACACAUACUUAGACAGCCAUGUCGUGGGUCAGACGGGAGUCAUCCGCAGCGUGACUGGCGGCAUGUGCUCAGUCUACCUUAAGGACAGUGAGAAGGUAGUCAGCAUUUCAAGCGAGCACCUGGAGCCUGUGAUACCAACCAAGAAGAAUAAGGUCAAGAUCAUCCUGGGAGAGGAUCGAGAGGCCACCGGCGUCUUGUUGAGCAUCGAUGGAGAUGAUGGCAUUGUCCGCAUGGACUUGGAAGAACUGAAGAUCCUCAACCUGCGCUUCCUUGGCAAGUUGCUGGAGGCCUAGAGAGAUGAAGGAUCAUUUUCUCUGUGUGUGGUGUGCGUGGCUGCUUUUUUUCAUAUCACCUGCAGACUGGUACAGCAUGUCCUUGUACAGAUUUGCUCCCAAGAAAGUUUUAUUUUCCUGUGUUUUUUUUCAUUGCUGCUGCUUUCCCCAGCUCAGCAGGUGAUCUUGUUUUUUGGGGAGGGGGGUUUCAGGAGCAGUCUUGCAAUUGCGCAUAAAGUGACUUCAGCAGAAGAUACGGGUGGAGCGCAGCACCAUUCCCUUCUUUUUCUCCCUCUUGUAGCACUUUAUGCCCUCUACCGCACCAGAACCAUCCAGUGUGUUGCUUGUUUUAAUAAAAUCUUACAACGCACCCCGUUUGUCUGUGCUGCGUUCACCUUAUUAGCAAACACCAUCUUCAAGACUUCUGUCUUAUUUUUGGAGGUAUUUAAGUGCUUCAUGCUCUGAAGAACAGAUUUAAGAUUACUGUAGUCGUCUUCUUUUUAACCCCUUUGGAGUGUAAAUACUGUUUCUGUUGAGCAGGAAGAGGAAUGUUUUUCUGAGUUCAGAGCAAGUAAAGUUUAAUGUUGCAGUUUGGCCCGAGAGACAAUUUUCCAUUAAGAUUUCCUGACUGUAACAGCCUGCUGCUUUUCCUUAGGACAAGGCUGCAAUCCAAUACAUGACUACUUAGAACUAAGCUCCAUUGGGUUCAGAUGGGAUGAACUCACAGGUCAGUGUGUAUUGGAUUGCAGCACUACUUAUGUUCCUUGUUCCAAAAGUUACAGGCAGGGUCGGAGACUCAAAGCACCUUGGUCUUGUUUCAUUCCCCUUCUGUACAAAAAAGCAAAGUGGAUGGCAGAUGCAAAUAUUCACAAUAAAUGUGUGAAUUUAUUGGAA
Molecule: messenger RNA, 4520 nt
Organism: Rhineura floridana
Lineage: Eukaryota; Metazoa; Chordata; Lepidosauria; Squamata; Rhineuridae
Gene: SUPT5H
Product: SPT5 homolog, DSIF elongation factor subunit
Exons: 30
Coding region: 396-3647 (1083 amino acids)
Biological process (GO): transcription elongation-coupled chromatin remodeling; regulation of transcription by RNA polymerase II; regulation of DNA-templated transcription elongation
Cellular component (GO): DSIF complex
Molecular function (GO): protein binding; mRNA binding
Source: RefSeq, a predicted model, not a curated record